Molecule: messenger RNA, 5652 nt
Organism: Recurvomyces mirabilis
Lineage: Eukaryota; Fungi; Ascomycota; Dothideomycetes; Mycosphaerellales; Teratosphaeriaceae
Exons: 1
Coding region: 1-5652 (1883 amino acids)
Cellular component (GO): cytoplasm
Molecular function (GO): nucleic acid binding; ATP binding
Source: RefSeq, a predicted model, not a curated record
AUGAGUGCGUCCAAUGCCGCGGACGCGGCCAAGACAGAUGAUCUUGCCGAUGAUUGGGAUGCGCAAUCUGAUGACGAUGAUGAAGCACCAGCGCCGGCACCAGUGACUGCGAACGCGACUUCGACACAAGCCAAAGCUGGCGCUCAAAAGGAUGAAGAAGAUGAUGACGAUGAAGCAGACUCGGAAGGCACUUCUUCUGACGAUGAAGAUGGCGAGGACACUGACGCUCGCGUUCUGAACUCGUACCGAAAAUUACUAUCACGAAGAGUCGAUCUCGUGGGCGACUAUGCUGGAGACGAACUCUUCAUCAUCGAAGGCGACUCACUUCUACUGCGAUGCUUUUCCGACCGCAAACUCGACUUCUCGCCUGGCUUUCAGAUGUUGCACGCCACGUACAAUGUCGAGCAUCUACUUCACAACCUCGUCACGCGGAAGUGUAAUUUCCAUAUUGUUUUCUUCGACUGCAACAGGGAUCUGUGUGUCCCGCCUACAGCGAAGGAGGAGGACGUGGCGAAGUUUCACUUUGCUCGGGCUGCAUUGAUAAGGCAUUUGUCAAUAUCGCUGCCGAAAUCUCAUCCGGAAGUCAUGGUCAAGAAUUUUGACAGUUACGCUUCGGAAGCAUUCAACACUUACUUGACCAAGACUGGACCAUACUUCUUGAUGAUGCACGACGGUGCCUACCCAAUCGAGCAGAGGGGUACUGAGUCAGAGCUUCCGUCUGCUGAGGCAGCGCCAACAUCACAGCGGGUCGCACUUCGUCGCAUGAUCUUGCAGUUCAUCGCCCGGAAAUACAACAUUGCUCUGAUGAAUGGUCUGGAGUGGCGAGAUACCAAGGUCAUGACGAUCGUGCUGGAGGCGAGACAUCGGGCGAAUGCAGUCGGCACAUCGGCCUUGACGGUGCCUACCGUUCCAAAAGCUGAGUCGCAGGACGCGAGCGACGACAUGUCGAAGGUGGGAGAUGUCGAGCUAAGCGCUCGAGAGCUGCUGGCUGUGCUUGCCGUCAGCAGGAUCAUGAGGAGUCCGCCAGCAGACAUUGAUGCUGCAGUGCUUGCGAAGCUGUGCUGUCUCUACCUGCUUCACGUCGCACUAUUGUCAGACAUGCCGCUGGCAAGUCGUCGAGUCGCAAGCAAUCCCGGCCUAGAUGGAGCUCAGCAAAUACUGCGAUCUGCCGCGAGCAUGUCUGCUGCUGUGCUCACUGGUACGCAGGGUUUCGGCAAGAUGGAGAGAAGUAACGAUAUCGCAGACUCUGUCGAUGGACGACUCUAUCUUCAUCUCACGAAGCAUGCAGUCUCGCCUUCCAGCAAGGCGCAGAGUGUUUUAGACGAACUAUUGUCUGCAGUCGAGCAGCUCUCGAGUGCUCAUCUCGUGCUCGAGAAGAGCAGCUCAGUUGGCAAAUCUGGCAUGAACGGCCAUAAUGCGCCAAAGCAGCGCAACGCCGAUGAUAUGGCAGUCUUACCCUUCUCCAAUUCGGUGUUCGACAAGCAUCUGGAGCCUGUGCGACUACACAUUGAUGAUACUGUAGCAGGUCAGCAGACGGCACAGAACCACCGAAUCUUCCAGGAGCUCACACAUUGGCACAAUGCUAAGAAGCCGAUAAUCAAGAAAGGCCCACCAACCAAGGCGGAUGAGAAGCAAGCAUUCUGGGUUGCGAAGCGUGAGCAGUUGUUCAUGGCUGAAAUGCGGACGUACGCUGCCAGUCUCACAAACGCUGUGGGCAAAAGUCUAGAGCCAGAAGUCAUCAUCGUGGGUGGCGGCAAGGCAGGCAGCAAGUCAACUUCGGCGAUCACAUCGCCAGCAGACUCCGAUGUGUCUGACAGUGGUACAUCAACCACUAACGCAAAAGGUGGUGUCGGCAAGAAAGGUUCUGGCAGCAACAAGAAUGUCAAGCAGAAUCAGGCUAAACAGGCCAUGCUGGCCAACAUUAAGACUGAACAAGCGAAGAAGGAAGGUUCAGCAGCCGACAAGAUUGUGAAGGCGUGGCAGGUAGUUUGCAAGGCUCUAGAUCUCGAGAAAGAGACACGGCUGAAGUUCAGGAAGGCCAAGGACUACGUGACGAAUCUACAAGCGACAUGGCAGGAUGUGCUCGAAGCAGAAGUCAGGCUGUAUAUGCUGAACUGCGUACUCCAAUACUGGAUUGAUGCUGUACGCCGUAAGGAGCACUCUCGUCGUGUUGAGGUUACAGCUCUGAUCUGGAAUCUUGCUGAAUCGGUCAUGAAAAGCAAGGGCUUGACGAAGGCUGUCGCUAUCAGCGUUGAGCUUACUGUCAAGACAUUGGAUCUACCGGCUGCAGCCAAAGCUCCCUCGGACCCUUUGUCUGAUCGGAAACUGGCAUUCACUUUUGCUUUGCCAGCUAAGCUCGUGGACUCUCUGGCGAUUGGGAUGCCAUCGAAAGACUUCCAGCUGACAUACUGCGGGCCUUAUAUGGAGCGUAGCUUCGACUCAAAGCCAGAUAGUCGAGUCGCUUUUCAGCCUGACGGCUGGCAGCGCAAGGUUUUGGAUGGCAUCGACAAAGACCAGAGUGUGUUUGUGGUCGCCCCUACUUCUGCUGGCAAGACGUUCAUAUCAUUCUACGCCAUGCGGAAAGUCCUCGAGGCUGACGAUGAUGGCGUGCUGGUCUACGUGGCUCCGACUAAGGCUUUGGUCAAUCAGAUUGCUGCUGAGAUCCAGGCUCGCUAUACCAAGAACUUCAAGUAUGGCGGCAAGUCUGUUUGGGCUAUCCAUACACGAGACUACCGCAUCAACAAUCCUACCGGCUGCCAAGUCUUGGUUACGGUGCCGCACGUGCUGCAAAUUAUGCUUCUCGCGCCUUCCAACGCAAACGGAUGGGCCAGUAGGGUGCGCCGCAUCAUCUUCGACGAAGUACACUCAAUCGGUCAAGCUGAAGACGGUGUUGUCUGGGAACAGCUCUUACUUAUGUCACCAUGCCCCAUAAUCGCCUUGUCCGCCACGGUCGGCAACCCAGGCGAUUUCGGUGGCUGGUUGACAGACACGCAGAAGGCCAUUGGCAUUGAUUUGAUCACUGUGCAGCAUCCGCAUCGUUACUCAGAUCUUCGCAAGUACUAUUACGUACCACCGAAGCAGUUCGUUUUUGACGGCAUACCCGAUAGAACCACAUUCGGUGUACUCGGCCUAGAAGGUCUGACUGGUUUCAACAACGUGCACCCGGUCGGUGCUCUUGUCGACAGGUCGAGAGGUGUGCCUGCAGAUCUUGGCCUUGAGCCGAGAGACUGCUUCGAGUUGUGGAAAGCUAUGAACAAGCUGCAGACCGCAGACUACGCAGUCCCUGCCGAACUCAAUCCCGCCAAAGCACUACCCACAGUCUGUCGCAAGAUCGACAUCCUGAAUUGGGAGAAAGAGCUCAAGGCUUUGCUGAAGAGUUGGCUAGCCGCCGAAGACUCACCGUAUGAGCAGCUGGUCAAUGAGCUGGAAGAGAGUUUCAGGCUUGACGAUCGUGAGGCUAAGCAGACCACGCAAGCGUUGAGCGACUCCAAUGCGAGCACUGUAGAUAUCACCGACCCAGCCGACCUACACAAGACGACUCUGCCGAUGCUGUGCAGGCUGCAUGCACACGAUGCUCUGCCCGCCAUCCUUUUCAACUACGAUCGCCAUCAGUGCGAGAAGAUCUGUCAAGUAGUGUUGCAGCAGCUGCAAGACGCUGAGCUAUCGCAGCGCAAGAGUGGUCCGAAAUGGGAGAAGACGCUUGAGCGUUGGGAGGAGUGGAAGAAGGUGCAGCUCAAGAAUGCGAAGACCAAGGCCAGUGGCAAGAAGGGCAAGCUGCAGGACGAAGAUCAAGGCUCAAAGCUCGACCAACAACGUGAUACCGCGGAUGCGAUCUCUAGUCCGUGGGAUACCUUCAGCCCAGAAGCUCCGAUCGAUGGCUUCCAUUUCGCCGAUUACACACGAGUCCAGCUGUCAGAGCUUCAGAUCUACAUCAAACAGCUCGGCAAGCGUAACAUCAUCCAGUGGCUCAUCGAUGCGCUGCAGAGAGGCGUCGGUGUCCAUCACGCUGGUAUGAAUCGCAAGUAUCGCCAAGUCGUGGAGAUCCUGUUCCGCAAAGGCUUCCUGCGCGUUAUCAUCGCUACUGGAACACUUGCGCUCGGUAUCAAUAUGCCUUGUAAGACAGUCGUCUUCAGUGGUGAUUCAGUCUUCUUGACUGCACUCAACUACAGGCAAUGUGCUGGUCGUGCGGGACGUCGUGGCUUCGAUCUGCUGGGUAAUGUCGUCUUCCAGGGCGUUAGUCGGGAAAAGGUCUGUCGUUUGAUCAGCUCGAGACUGCCGGAUCUCAGUGGUCACUUCCCGAUCACCACAACUCUGGUACUGCGUCUGUUCACGUUGUUGCACGAAUCGAAGAACUCAAAGUAUGCUGUGGGAGCUAUCAAUGCGCUACUGGCACAACCCCGAUUGUACAUGGGUGGACCUUCCUUUAAGGAUCAGACUAUGCAUCAUCUUCGCUUCUCGAUCGAGUAUCUUCGCCGACAACAUCUGCUGGCACCUAAUGGCGCGCCACUGAACUUCGCAGGACUAGUCAGCCAUCUCUACUUCACAGAGAACUCGUCAUUCGCCUUCCACGCUCUCCUGAAGGAAGGCUACUUCCACGAUUUGUGUGGUGAGAUGAAGAAUAAGGAGAAGGAUACUGUCGAGACUCUUAUGCUGGUCAUGUCUCACCUCUUCAACCGCAUCUUCUGUCGCCAGGCAGAUGUCGAGUACCGCGAGAAGAUGGUCAAGCCGUCUUCCUCCAUCGUCUUCCUUCCACCUCUGCCGAAGAGAGCAUCGGAGAUUCUGCGCCAGCACAAUCAGCAGACCUUGGCCGUGUAUCGCACAUAUGUCGAGACGUUCGUCGAUCAACAUGUGAAGCACGAUGAUCGCAAAUUGCCACUAACAGGCAUGAACGCUGGAGCUGAUGUGCGCGGAGACAAUACUUCUAUUGAUGGAUUGCCAGCAGUCAAGACUCGCUCGCCAUUUGUCGCGCUUUCUGGUGCUGGCGAUGACUUUGACACGGUUCACGACUUGUGUGCUACCACCAGAGAUGGUGUCUUCCUAGAGGAGGCUGUCAUUCCGCAUGUGUCGGUGUACCCCGAUGAGAUGGAGCUUCCACUGAAUGCAUGGCUUCUCGACUUUUUCAAGCAUGGCGACGUCAUGACCAUCGAGAAAGCAAACGGCAUCCGCAGAUCAGACAUCUGGUUCUUGCUGAACGACUUCUCCCUUGUCCUGGCUACCAUCAUCACCAGUCUGCUGAACUUCAUGAAGCUUAGAGAAGGUACCGAUUUGGACAUGCUGGACGUCAUGGGUGACCUCGACGCCCACGAUGAAGCGGAGGACAAUGAGGUUGCAGCUUCCGAGGACAACGAGAGCACGAUCACUGCUCCCAGCGUCGCAGACUCUGUUAUGUCGGUGGUACAGCGUCCAGCGAAGCCGGUCGUCACGACGAAGAAGGCGAAGAAACUUGACAGUUGGGAAGACGCAGCUGAGCAAGAAGAAGACGCCAGCCGUCGUGAGGAUAGACGUGCCGCCAACGCUGCGAAGCUCCAGGCUGAAGUCAGCGAGACUUUGCAGACGGCGGGUGGGAGUGGAGAGGAUCUCAAGGAUGUGCUGAAGGCAUUCCAGAAAUUGCAUACGGAGUUCAAUGUGAAGUUCAGGGCUAUGUGGGCUUAG